CAGAGUACAUAUGUUCUCUUGUCAAACAGCUCACUUCAAGCAUCAUGUUGUCUGACAGGAUAUCUCCAGUCUCAAGUCUUCUAUUUUCUCUUUUUAUGACACUUUCAGCUAAAACUGUGGAUUUUGAUAAACCAUCAUUAGUCUUGGUGAAGACCGGAGAACAUGUUACUCUUAACUGCACUUUUCUGGACACCAGUAGAUCAGAUCAUAUUGUUUGGUACAAACAAAGAUUUGGAGAAAUGCCUCAUGAAGUCGAAGAAAGCUUUUUGCAUACGGACGUUAAAAUGUCUCCUCGGGUCAACAGCUCAGGGGUGAAAUUUGAGAAGAUUAAUAAUGGGAUUUCUUUGACAAUAGGACACGCAAAAAAAGAGGAUGAAGGACUUUACUUCUGUGGACUAGCUAACUGGGAGAAAGUUCGAAUUUUCAAUGGGACACUCUUGACGGUAACAGGUACUGAAGAUGUAAAAGUGAGUGUGUGGCAGCGCAGCGUGUUGGACUCGGUUCCUGCAGGAGCCUCAGUGACUCUGCAGUGCUCGGUUCUCUCUGAGAGCAGAGCAGCAGAACUCCAAGUGCUCUGGUUCAGAGCUGCUCCACCACAAUCCCAUCCUCAAAUCAUUUACACUCAUCACAACAGCAGCCAUCAGUGUGAGAGCGACUCUUCUACACACACCUGUGUGUACAACUUCUCCAAGAACAUCCUCAGCCUCAAUGAUACUGGAACUUACUACUGCGCUGUGCUCCUGUGUGGGAAGAUCAUCUUCGGGAACGGGACACCGGUACAGAUGGAAUCUGUGGAUUCUGUAGUGAUCUGCCUCUCAAUAGCUUUAGCAGUGUGUGUGGUCGUGAUCUUCAUUCAAGCCGCUUUCACCUGUAAAAAGAGAAGCUUGAGACUUCAACAAGGUUCCAUCAUAGAAAACAUCCCUAAUCAAAUCGACGACGCUAUGGAUCUGAAUUACGCUGCCUUACAUUUCAAUCAAAGAAAAAUGAAAAGAAAGAGAAGAAAGAAAGAUUCGCCCGAAGACUGCGUGUAUUCUGAAGUGCUAAAAUUGUCAGCUACGUAGAUCACAUCGUUAAUAUUUCAGAUCAUGUUUUCUCUUUU
Tachysurus vachellii is the source of this 1099-nucleotide messenger RNA. RefSeq lists its product as uncharacterized. The transcript has 6 exons. The record is from RefSeq and is a predicted model, not a curated record. The coding region runs from base 45 to 1061 and encodes 338 amino acids. Gene Ontology annotation, biological process: response to bacterium. NCBI's taxonomy places the organism in Eukaryota, Metazoa, Chordata, Actinopteri, Siluriformes, Bagridae.